AUUUUAUUUUAUUUUAUUUUUUUCUUUCUUUCUUUCUUUCUUUUCGUUUCUUUUCAAUAUUUUUCUUCGUAGUCGAAUAAAAUGAAUGAACAAGACAUUGUAAAAUUUUGUGAAAUUACAAGCGCCUCAACAGAAGUUGCUAAAAGAUUUUUAGAAAUUGCCGAUAAUCAUUUCGAAACAGCUGUAACAUUAUAUUUAGAGAAUGAAGGAGCAGAUAUAGCGAAUAGCUCUCAUCAUAAUCAUAGCAAUAGUAGUAGCUCCUCAGUACCAAGAUCUACUUCUGGUGACAAUAUAAUGAGCGAUGAAGAACUUGCAAGACAAAUGCAGGAAAAAGAAAAUGAAGUGAGAGCGCCCAUUGCUUCUAAGACUGACAUCUUGACUGGUGGAAGUCCAAGUGGAAUAUAUCAUACACCCUCUUUAUGGCCACAAAGAGAUCCAGUGGGCAUUAGUCGUCCUUCUGUAUUUAAUCAAGGUGAUUCAACUACCGGAUCUGUAACAGAUUUUUUAAACAGAUUACAACCUGAUGAAUAUAGCCGUUCCAUCUCUGGAUCACCUUCUGAAAGUAUUAUUUCAAGUCCUUCAACUGCUAAAGCUAAAAGGCUAGCUGAUCUCUUUCGACCACCAUUUGAUAUCAUGUUUCGUGGUAGUUUUGAAGAGGCAAGAGAGACAGCAAAAGAAAAGAAUAAAUGGCUAAUGAUUAAUAUACAAGAUCCAACUGAAUUCGCUUGUCAAGUUUUAAAUAGAGAUUUAUGGAGUGAUACGUUUGUAAAAGAUAUUGUUAGAGAAUCAUUCAUCUUUCUUCAGUAUUCUAAUAAAAGUAGUGAAGGUACAAGAUAUAAUACACUUUAUUCUAUAAGUAAAUAUCCACAUGUAGCUAUUAUUGAUGCUCGAACUGGUGAACGUAUGAAAUUUUGGGAAUCAGAACUGACACCUACAGACUUUAUGAUGGAUGUAACAGAAUUCUUGGAACAGAAUCUAUCCGGUCCAACUGGCUCACGUUCAUUAUCUAACAUGAAACGACCAAGAGUAUCAAAGAACAUAAAUGAGAUGAGUGAAGAAGAACAAUUGAAUGCAGCUAUUGCAGCCUCAUUAAAUAAUAUUAAACAGUCAAAUGAAACAGCAGCAUUACCACCUAUAUUGAGUAAUAAUGAUAAUGAAGUUGAUAAAAAGGAGGAGAUAAAAGAAGAAGAAGAAGAGAAAGAGGAAAUAAAAGCAGGAUCAGCAUUUGAUGCUAUUAAAGCAAUAAAAAGAGAAGAGCCAACAGAUAUGACAAAUUCAACGCGUAUUCAAUUCAGAAUGGGUGACGGUAGUAGAAUUAUUAGACGAUUCCUAAAAACUGAUCCUGUAAGAUCCAUGUUUGAAUUCAUAAAAGCUGAGGUGUCUGAUGCAAAAGAACAGUCAUUUGAGGUAAAUAAGUCUAAAAAAAGAAAAAAAAAUUAAAGAAAUGGAAGAUGUGUUAUUCAUCAUUUAUAUUAAAUAGUUGGUAUUUAAUCGUACACAAUUAAUUGAUAUUCUCGAUCAAACUAUUUCAGAAGCUGGUUUAUCUAAUGCAGCAGUUCAUUGCGUCUUUAUUUAAAAUAAAAUAAAAUAAAAUAAAAAAUAUGAAAAGUUAUACAC
Molecule: messenger RNA, 1617 nt
Organism: Cokeromyces recurvatus
Lineage: Eukaryota; Fungi; Mucoromycota; Mucoromycetes; Mucorales; Mucoraceae
Exons: 7
Coding region: 82-1440 (452 amino acids)
Biological process (GO): proteasome-mediated ubiquitin-dependent protein catabolic process
Cellular component (GO): nucleus
Molecular function (GO): ubiquitin binding
Source: RefSeq, a predicted model, not a curated record